AGAGGUUUGAAUCCACUCUCUGGCCCCAGUCGCCGCCAUGCUGAGCUGAGGGGAGAGCGAACUCACCAGACCUCUGUCACGCAGCAACACUCCACCUCCACAAACACCGGGACACCGAGAGGAGCCAACCCCGCGAUCACCGUGUUGACUUCAGUCCCAGGGCCUCCUCGACCGUUUCCAUCUGCGUGAAGAAAAGUGAAAAGAAGUUUUAAUGUAUCAGUAUUCGCUCGCCGAUGCCAUGACGGACAACUUGAGGAUUUUAUAAUUCUCUCCGGAGGAAGAGCGUCGCAUCUUGUAAGGAGCCACAGAGGAAACUUCACCAUUCCGAAGUCAUCAGAGUCUAAUAUGGGAUUUGGCGUGCUGGGAGUGUUUCUGGGUCUGCUCCUGGAGGUCUCCACCCACGGGCCCCACGCUGUGCCACGAACGUCCUGGAGACACCAAGAUUUAGAUCUGUUGGAGUUUUCGGAGCCCGGGAUCUACAACUACUCUACGUUGCUGCUGAGCGAUAAAAAGGAUGCGCUGUAUGUCGGAGCCAGGGAGGCCAUCUUCCAGCUCAGCAAGAAGAACGUGACAGUCCGGAACAACAAGGUUGAUUGGACAGUUGCAGAAAACCCCUUGUUGAUGUGCACGCUUAAAGGAAAAUCCAAAGAGAAGGAUUGUCUUAACUACAUUCGAGUUCUCCAAGCGGUAGAUGACGAGCGGUUGUACGUCUGCGGCACGCACGCCUUUCAACCUCGGUGUGAUUACUUGAACCUCGCCGACUUCUCAUUGGACGGUCGGGCUGAAGAUGGCCGGGGACAAUGUUCCUUUGACCCGUCGCAGAGCUUCACCACCGUCAUGGUCGACGGAGUGCUGUACUCUGGCACGGCUUUUAACUUCUUAGGAAGCGAACCGAUUAUUUCCAGAUACUCUCCAGACCAGUCCCUGCUCCGAACGGAGUACUCCACGUCGUGGCUCAAUGAGCCCAGUUUUGUUCACGCCGACGUGAUCAGAGAAGGGAGGAACCAAGCAUAUGGCGAGGACGACAAAAUCUACUACUUUUUCACCGAGGUGUCGGUGGAGUACGAAUUCUUUGGCAAGCUGCUCAUCCCCAGGGUGGCCCGCGUCUGUAAGGGCGACCUCGGGGGUCAGCGCACUCUGCAGAAGAAGUGGACGUCCUUUCUCAAAGCUAAGCUGGUGUGCUCCAUGCCCGAGCUCAACUUCGUCUUCAACGUAGUGCACGACGUCUUCAUCCUGAAGGAGUCCGACUGGAGGGACACGGUCAUCUACGCCGUCUUCACCUCCCAGUGGGGUAACGUGGGCCUGUCAGCAGUGUGCGCUUAUAACAUGACGGCUGUGGAGGACGUCUUCUCCAAGGGCAAGUACAUGCAGAAGGCCACAGUGGAGCAGAGUCACACCAAGUGGGUGCGCUACAAUGGCAUCACUCCUUCUCCACGUCCUGGAGCAUGCAUCAACAACUUAAUGCGACAGCAGAACAUCAGCAGCUCCCUCCACCUGCCGGACAAGACCCUUCAGUUUGUGAAGGACCACCCCCUGCUGGAGGACCCUGUCCUGCCCAUCGGCAACGGCCCUUGUCUCAUCACCAAAGACGUCAACUACACCCAGAUCGUUGUGGAGAGGGUCCGGGCGCUCGACGGGAACGUUUACGACGUCAUCUUUACCGCAACAGAUAAGGGCAUCCUGCACAAGUCGGUGGUGUACGAAGGAGACGUUCACAUGGUGGAGGAGAUCCAGCUUCUAAAGAACCCGGAGCCCAUCAAGAACUUACUGCUGUCAUCUGAGACACGAUCCCUGUACGCCGGUUCGGACUCCGGCGUGGUCCAGUCACCCACAGCGUUCUGUGGCAGGUAUCCGUCCUGUGAUGGCUGCGUCCUGGCACGGGACCCGUACUGCGCCUGGGACCGCCGCACCGCCACCUGCGUCAACAUCUUAGAUGCUCCCAGCCCACAGCAUGGGAAGCUGAUCCAGAGCCUGAAUGGUGACGCAGACAAGUGUCCUUCAGUGUCAGGUCUGUUGCUGAAGGACUACCAGCAAGUGAAGGUGAAACCGGGGAGCUCUGUCGAGCUGCCCUGCCUGGUCCACUCCAACCUGGCCCAUGUGAUGUGGAAAUCCAACAGCUCGGUUCUCACCGAGGCCUCUCGCUUUCACCUCAUAGGUGAAAAUGGUCUCCUCAUUUACAGCGUGGCACCAGAGGAUCAAGGUCACUACGAGUGCUGGUCCGUGGAAUGGGCCGCCGCUGCCGGUAAGAACUUCAGUCGCCUCCUGGCUGGAUACGUCCUCACUCUGGAUCUCCCGACCAGAGCCCCACACCAGGCGGGCCACCGCACCACCACCCCUGGCAGCCACGAGACACCCAGCUCCGCUGAAGCCUCCUCUCCUGUCGACACUUCAUUCUCCCUGUCUGGAAGUAGAACUCCCUCUGUCCUCCCUUCUUCCUCCUCCUCUUCCUCCUCCACCUCCUCCUCUACCAAGCCCCACAGUGUGGAGGCUCGGGAGGCAGAGGUGAGACUCUUGCCUCCCUUGCUAAAGGACCAGGCCUGGGGGGUUCACGCCCACGAGGCCUUCCUGCUUUUCUGCCUCGCCCUGGGUCCCAGUGAUGUCCACAUUCACUGGCUAAUAAACGGACACAGUCUGAACACCCCCAUAAUGGAGUACCGCCAGCCGCUGGGUCAGAGAGAGGUGCUCGUGAGCAGCUGGCUCCGAGAGGGGCCGCUGAUCAAGGACGCCCGUUACCAAUGUGUCGCUGAGGCCAGCACAGGGAAUGACAUGUCUGAGGUGGACCUCCGCCUCACUAUUGGAGAUGAGGAGAGCGUUCCAUCCAGGGAUUUGAACCAGUGGAGAGGAGCACUCACAGAGCAUGAGCAGCUGCUAAAACGAUGGGAAGAGGCCUGGUAUAGCUCUGCUCGUCCCUCCACAGGACAGCUGUGACGGCCACUGAGCUCCGUGAAGACGCAGUGAGCUUCACUCAUGUGGGCUGAACCUAGGCGUGAACAUGGUCCUCAGCCCAGGUGGAGCAUGCUUUUGCCACUGACACCAUCAUAAACUGCUACAAUACACAAAGAUCGUCCCAGUGUCACUUCCUGUGUAGGAGUUUGAUGGACAAUGAAGCAAGGAAUUUACACCUGCAGGGGCUCACCUGCUCGUGAUGAUGGACGGGUGAUGGGACUCCUAACCCAAACCCGGCGAGGAGAUGGAGCUCAUUGGUGGACUCGAUCUGGGGAUGUGUGGGCUGCCCUCCCACCAAAGAUGCAUUUAUUUUUAUUUUCAUUAAUGUAAUGAACGUCCUGAAAGUGGCACUUGUAUGGAACAGAUGGUAUAUAAGGGAAGCUGAUAAAUAUAUGUACAUGAUGUAGCAUCUGGAGCAGCUCAGGCCUGUUCAUAGUGUGAGUUAUUUAUGAUGUUUGUACCUGCCAACGCCUGUUUGGUCCUUCACAGCUGCAGUGUGAAUGUGUCCCUUGAGAUGAUAGUGUCUUUAACCUUUAUCGGACAUAUUGGAUAGUCGAGGCCCAGGCUUAUUCAAAGGAUUCAAUCCCAGGAAUAGACGGGCUAACUGAAAAGUAUUUUCAAGCAGUUAGAAUAGCUCUUUAUUUGACAUUUAGAUAGAGGAUGUCACCAUAUAUGGAAUUCAGAUAAAACCACAGCAUCCAAAAGGAAUUUAUCCACACUCUUUGUCUGUAGUCAGUGUUUCUUCAAUUAAAACUGUGACUGAGUUUUUGAAACAGAAUUAAAU
Molecule: messenger RNA, 3730 nt
Organism: Platichthys flesus (European flounder)
Lineage: Eukaryota; Metazoa; Chordata; Actinopteri; Pleuronectiformes; Pleuronectidae
Gene: sema4d
Product: sema domain, immunoglobulin domain (Ig), transmembrane domain (TM) and short cytoplasmic domain, (semaphorin) 4D
Exons: 21
Coding region: 346-2928 (860 amino acids)
Biological process (GO): axon guidance; neural crest cell migration; negative chemotaxis
Molecular function (GO): semaphorin receptor binding; chemorepellent activity
Source: RefSeq, a predicted model, not a curated record